AUGAUUGUGUCUCUCUCUGGUGUGUCUCACAUGUGUGACAACAACUGUUACAAGGACUGUGUGUACCUGUGCCUGUUGAACAGUGGAACCAGCUUUGUGGCCGGUUUUGCGAUCUUCUCUGUUCUGGGCUUCAUGGCUUAUGAACAAGGGACAGACAUCUCAACGGUGGCCGAAUCAGGUCCUGGCCUGGCAUUCAUCGCAUACCCUCGUGCCGUGGCCAUGAUGCCAUUACCCCAGCUUUGGGCCAUCUUCUUCUUCAUCAUGAUAAUCCUACUGGGGUUAGACAGUGAGUUUGUAGCUCUGGAGUCUUUGAUGACAGCUAUCUCAGACAUGAAUCCCUCCUUCUUCCUGGUUGGCCAUCGGCGUAAAAUCCUCCUCCUCAUCAUCAGUGUGGGUAGCUUCUUCAUUGGCCUGGUCAUGGUCACAGAGGGAGGCCUGUAUAUCUUCCAGCUGUUUGAUUACUAUGCCUGCAGUGGGAUGACUCUGCUUCUCUUCGCUAUACUACAGUCAGUGUGUAUCAGCUGGGUUUAUGGUGCAGACCGUCUGUACGAUAAUAUGGAGGACAUGAUUGGUUAUCGACCAUUACCCAUCAUUAAGUACUGUUUGAAGUAUUUCACUCCUGUCACGAUCGUCUAUGGGAGAGAGAGAGGACCAAGAUGUUCUCACGCUAUCAAGUGA
Salvelinus namaycush (lake trout) is the source of this 678-nucleotide messenger RNA. RefSeq names its product sodium- and chloride-dependent GABA transporter 2-like. The coding region runs from base 1 to 678 and encodes 225 amino acids. Gene Ontology annotation, cellular component: membrane. Gene Ontology annotation, biological process: sodium ion transmembrane transport. The record is from RefSeq and is a predicted model, not a curated record. NCBI's taxonomy places the organism in Eukaryota, Metazoa, Chordata, Actinopteri, Salmoniformes, Salmonidae. The transcript has 7 exons.